Molecule: messenger RNA, 5231 nt
Organism: Zeugodacus cucurbitae (melon fly)
Lineage: Eukaryota; Metazoa; Arthropoda; Insecta; Diptera; Tephritidae
Gene: Dgk
Product: diacylglycerol kinase 1
Exons: 21
Coding region: 1194-5165 (1323 amino acids)
Biological process (GO): diacylglycerol metabolic process; intracellular signal transduction; lipid phosphorylation
Cellular component (GO): plasma membrane
Molecular function (GO): calcium ion binding; ATP-dependent diacylglycerol kinase activity
Source: RefSeq, a predicted model, not a curated record
GCAAUGAAUAAAAGCAAACGGCACAGCGUGAAAUGGCUCAGUUUCAGUGGAACUGCCGGCGGUAACGCGUGGAAAACGAGAAAUAAAUAAUAGAAAAUAUUAAAAUAUAAUACAAAAUAAAAUAAGAUAAUGCAUAAAUAGAAAAUAAAAAUAACAAAAACAAAAACACAACAAUAACAACAAAAAACGAAGAGAUAAUUUUUUGUUUGUGUUUUCGCUUGUUUGAGAAAAAGUGAUAAAAAAAACACUGACGUAUUGGUGGCAGCCAAGCAGUAGCCGUCGCAGCAGCAGUUGUAGUACUCUAGUAGUAGCAGUGUGUGUAUAGAAAACAACAAACAAAUAUUUUUGAGAAUAUUUAUAAAUACAACAACAACAAAUACAAAUGUAUAUUAAAUUUAAGAUUAUAAAUAAAAAAAUAUUUUUGAAUACAAAAAUAAAUAUAUCUAAAUGAUAAAUUAAAAGGCAAAUAAAGUGAUGCGCAGCAUUAAAAAGUAAAAAAAAUAUAAAAUAAAAUAAAAAAAGUGGAUGACUUUGUUCUAAGCUUUUAUUGAGUGUAUAUAUAUUGCUAGAUAUUUAUAUAUAUGUACAACUGAGAGAAAACAAAAAUUGCAAAUAAAUUAAACAAGUGUGUGGUAGAGUAAAGUGGGUGCGACAGCAGUGAGUUAUGACGCCUUAAAAGUUGGAAGCACAACAAACACAACAAAAAGAAGAAACAAACAAAUAGCAAAGAAAUAAAAAUACAAAAAAAUACAAAAACAAAAAAAUAAAAAAAAACGAACAACAAAAACAAUAACAAAUCGAAAUCGAAAGAAUUUGCAGUGACAAGAAGUUGGAGUGAGGCGCAAGGCAAAGUAUUUGUGCGACUGUGUGUGCGUCUCUCUAUGUAUGUAUUCGCAAACACACAAACCAACAAACACUCGACUCCAAAGGGCGACAGCCGUCGGCUUUAUAACGUAUAGUGGUGUAGUGCAAUAACUUGCGGCGCGACGCGUUGCUGAUGUGGUGCUGCCCACCGCUGCUGAUGAACUAAGCUUAACCAAUUUCCCUUUCAAUAAUGGCCGAAAUAAUAGCUUCAAUUGUAAAUAAGUAAAGUUUCAAGUGUAAGUGUUAAGUUAGCUGCGGUUACAGUUCAGCCAGAAUAUCGGCUCGCAAAAAUCAUUCGAAAUUGUAAGGAAAUAAUCAGAAGAGGCACAAUGACCGCCACAUCACAUAAAUGGGACAAAUUGUCGCCGCGCGAAUUUCAACAGCUCCAGGAAUUGGCGUCAUAUUCAACGAGAAAGCUACAGGAUGUGCUGCAGGAUUUUUGUGCACCACAUGCCUCACCCAAAUUCAAUCCCGAUGGGGACAUUGACUACGAUGGCUUUCGCAGCUUCCUCGAUGCCUUUCUCGACUGCGAGACACCAGUCGACUUGGCCAAACAUCUAUUCGUUUCCUUCCUCAAGCCGAAUGUCACACAGUCGCAGCUGCACGGCAAGGCGAUCAAUCAGAUGGCGGCCAUUAGCAGUACGACGGCGUGUGCUGCUGUCACAUCGCAUACGAAGGGCUCCAUACCGAAUAUCAAUAACAUUGCUGAAAUUGCAGCACCGUCAGCGGCGAGUGAGGCGCGCCACACUUUUGUCGAGAAGAUACAUGGCAUCACCGAUAAGCUGCAUUCAUUGAGCGGCCAUUUGACACAACAUGAUCCCAGCAAGACGGGAAGCGUCCAUCCCAUGGUAACAGUUACGCCCAGUCCACUCGCCAGUGGUCCCUCCAUAUUCCAGAGCAGCGCUGCGGCGCGUCGUUCCGUCGAUUCGAGUCCAUCGCAUUCGCAAGCGAAUCACUCACAGAUGUCACGUAACUCAUCAAAGAAGAGCAACAAUUCGGUUAAUUGCAAAAUCGAUACUGAUAUCAAACUUUUGGCACGCAAGCUUUCACACUUUGAUCCGUUGACGCUGAAAGUGCCGCUCAAGGAUGUCGUCUGCUAUUUGUCAUUGCUGGAAGCUGGACGACCGGAAGAUAAACUUGAAUUUAUGUUUCGUCUGUACGAUACCGAUGGCAAUGGUGUCCUGGAUACCGCCGAAAUGGAUGCGAUUGUUAAUCAAAUGAUGGCUGUCGCCGAAUAUCUUGGUUGGGAUGUUAGCGAAUUGCGGCCGAUUCUACAAGAUAUGAUGGUGGAAAUUGACUAUGAUGCCGAUGGCACUGUUUCACUGGAAGAGUGGCAACGUGGUGGCCUGACGACCAUUCCACUGCUCGUACUCUUGGGCGUUGACAAUACGGCACUAAAGGAGGAUGGCAUUCAUGUGUGGCGCUUAAAACAUUUCAGUAAACCGGCAUAUUGUAAUCUCUGCCUGAAUAUGUUGGUCGGUUUGGGCAAAAAGGGUCUCUGCUGUGUGUUAUGCAAAUACACCGUACACGAACGUUGCGUGCAACGCGCUCCACCGUCCUGCAUCACCACCUACGUGAAAACAAAGAAAGCCAAAGGCGGUGGCGAUAUGUUGCAUCACUGGGUCGAUGGCAAUUGCUAUGGCCGCUGUUCCAAGUGUCGCAAACGUAUUAAGGCAUAUCACGGCAUCACCGGGCUGACGUGUCGCUGGUGUCACAUGAUGCUUCAUAAUCGUUGCGCCUCGUCGGUGAAAAAAGAAUGUACUCUGGGUGAAUAUGCGGAUUUAAUUAUACCGCCAACGGCCAUCUGUCCGGCGGUCUUGGAUCGCCAGCGUUCGGUAAAUCAAGCGAAUAAAAAAUCGCAAAUCAAUCAUCAGGCCACGCAUUUUCAAAUUACACCGCCGAAUGAGAGCAGCUGUCCGUUGCUGGUAUUUGUGAAUCCGAAGAGUGGCGGCCGGCAAGGUGAUCGUAUAUUGCGAAAAUUUCAGUAUAUGCUCAAUCCGAGGCAGGUGUAUGAUCUCUCGAAAGGUGGACCGAAAGAAGGUUUAACGUUAUUCAAAGAUAUGCCGAACUUCAAAGUGAUCUGUUGUGGCGGUGAUGGCACUGUUGGUUGGGUACUUGAAGCAAUGGAUUCCAUUGAACUUGCCACACAACCAGCCAUUGGCGUCAUACCACUGGGCACCGGCAACGAUUUGGCGCGCUGCUUACGCUGGGGUGGCGGCUAUGAAGGUGAAAACAUACCCAAGUUAAUGGACAAAAUUAAACGUUCAUCUAUUGUAAUGUUGGAUCGUUGGAGUAUUGAAGUGACAAAUGCGGCGCCUGUAGCGGAAAUACUGCGACCAAAGGUCACGCUCCACUCGAAUAUGCAGAAAGUGAUUGAGCUCUCGCAGAGUGUUGUGGUCGAAAAGGCGCUUUUCGAGAAAUUCGAGGAGUUCCACCGCAGCACCAGCGUUUGCACGAACAUGUAUGGCGGCGGCAGCAGCAACAGCGGCGGCAGACAGGAGCACAUGACCACAACGGCAUCGACAUCAUCGAUGAGCUCGUCGAUUACCACAGCGACCGAAUAUGCCACCGAUGCGGUUGGUGGUGGUGGUGGUGGCACCGGCAUGCGUGGUACGAGUGUCGGUGGUGGUGGUGCAGGUGGAGGUGGAGGCGGCAACUGUGGCGUAGGCCGCGCAACCAAAAGCAUAUCAAUGUCGACAUUCGAAACAAAGCGUACACUGACAACACUCAGCAAUAGUAGCAGCAGUUGCAGCAGCACCAGCACAAUUAUUCGACAACAAAAGCAACAGCAGCAGCAAGAGCACGAGGAACAGGAGCGCCAAAGGGAGAAGCGUGAACGAACGCAAUCAGAAGACUUGCAAUCACCUGGCACACCGCAAAAGCCGGAAAUGGCUGAAAGCGUCGAUGGCGAUGCAAUUGAUGAUGACAGCAGUAACAACAACAACAACAACAACAACAGUAGCAACAGCAAAAAUGACAACAAUGACAACGCUGACAAUAGUGGUACGACGAAUCUCAUUGAAGAACAUCAUGCAAUACACGCGCCUGUGUUGGUGGCGACGACGGCGUCAGCAGACAUUCCAAAUAAUCCAGUAGCUGAGCAGAAAAUCGAAGCGGGAACAACCGCAACUGCAGAACAAUUACAAACACCUCCUAGCGCGAUAAGCAUAUCAACACCAACACCAACAGAAACAGAAAUAGCAAAUACUGCACUCGGCACAACAUCGAUGAAUGCGACCGCCACCGUUCUCUCCGCUGACACCACUGCCCCCACCAUGCCCAUUAGUCACAUUAGCAACGAGGUAGCGCACACCGCUUCGACGACAGAGUUAUCGACUGUUGCCGCUGACAGCUCGACAGUGCCAAACACGCCAUUGUCACCGACAUCGCCAACAUUACCGACCUUUUUGACAUCGUCUAAAUCUUCUCCGGCGCAUUCUCCCCCCGCCACCGCAACAGCGCCGGAAACAUUAGCAGCAGAUGCCGAACCCACAACCCCAUCAGCAUUGACUUCGUCCGGCAGCAGCAGCGCUGCAGCGAAAAGUCAGACUGUCAUAUCGCUGCCGAAACAGAUUAAAGUACAGCCGGAAAAAGAUUGCACAGUGCCCUACAAUAUCAUCAACAAUUACUUCUCAGUGGGUGUGGAUGCAGCAAUCUGCGUUAAAUUCCACUUGGAGCGCGAGAAGAAUCCACACAAAUUCAAUAGUCGCAUGAAGAACAAGCUGUGGUACUUUGAAUAUGCUACUUCAGAAACAUUUGCGGCGUCAUGCAAGAAUCUGCACGAGAAUAUCGAAAUUGUGUGCGACGGUGUCUCACUAAAUUUAGCCAAUGGUCCACAUCUGCAGGGUGUUGCCUUGCUAAACAUUCCUUACACACACGGCGGCUCGAAUUUGUGGGGUGAACAUUUGUCACAGAAACGCAUACGCAAAAGCGCUGGUCCAUUCCGUAAAGGGAAGAAACUGAAAUCUUCGGAUAAAGAACUCUCCGCGACAAGCUUUGCUUCUGUCGACUUAUCAGUAGCAACGCAAGAUUUCGGCGAUCGCCUCAUAGAAGUUAUUGGUUUGGAAAAUUGUCUGCACAUGGGUCAAGUGCGCACCGGUCUGCGCGCCUCCGGUCGACGUUUGGCGCAGUGUAGUGAAGUCGUUAUUAAGACUAAGAAAACAUUUCCUAUGCAAAUCGAUGGUGAGCCAUGGAUGCAGGUACCUUGCACGAUAAAAGUCACACAUAAGAAUCAAGUUCCUAUGCUAAUGGCACCACGUUCCGAAAAGGGUAGAGGCUUCUUCAAUUUACUCUGCAGCUGAUUUCGGCGGAGCGUUUCCGCUAGUAGUUCCAUAGCGCAGCCACUAAUGGAACGACACCAACAACAA